AUGUUUGACAGAGACUCGUUGCUCGCCUCUGAAUGGCUCGAGAACUACACGCAUCACACAGAUUUUUUACCUGCAGCAGAACAGAAUAAAUUUUUCAAGUCGAAACUUAUAGGUACAGCUCUACAGUGGGUGCGUGUACUACCCCUACCACAGCAGUCAAGUCUUGCUGCACUCAUAGCCUCCUUCAAGCAUGAUUUCAUCACCAAGCCAGCGGCUGAACGCAAGCAAUGCGAGAAGAAACGAAGGAAACAGCUGCAGCACCUAGAAGCGCAACUCAUUGUGCCAUUCGUGCGACCCAGACCUCUGCUAUUUGCAAAACUCACAGAGGAACUCGCACCACCAUCAACACCUCCACACUCAGCAGUACUCAAUGCAUCCACCAUGCCAAUGUUGCCGGCACCUAUUCCAACAACGUCCACCACGCUAACGGAUGUUCCUAACCAGCACUCACCAGCACCAAUGCGCAGCACAGCACACACCACACUGGCACCACCACCACCAUCGCUUGCAGCCCCCUUCCCACAUCAGCAGUCACCAUCUCCAUCUAGGACGCUAUCAACGGCUCCCACCUCAUGCUACCAAUCACCAGCAUCGAGCGUACAUGCUCAGACCAUGCCAGCAAAUGCUGGCGUGGCUCGAAUGCACAUGGAGGAUACCAAGGCAAAGGGAGUAGGAGAAGAAUGGGAAGAGGAAGAUGAAGAAAGGGAUGUGUCAGUAAGUCCUCAUUUUGACAAUGCUACCACCUCCAGCAACAACGACGUUGCACGUGCCACAUCACCAGCGCCUAUUCUAGUGUUGCCACCAGUUGCCCGUUUGCCACCACCAGAUUCGAAACCUGCUGCACUCCACCAGCAAUUGGCACUACACACAACCACUCACUCACCAGCUACAACACGUCUGCAUUCAGCCACCACAUCAUCUGCGUCGACAUUGACGCAUGCCCCAUCGCCACCAUCAUCAAUGACCUCCACCCCACGUCCAACGCCACCAACACCAUGCACAAACACCCAGCACAUGCCAGCAAAUGCUGGUGCUGCUCGAACAAACACGGACGAUGCCCAAUGGCAGAAGGAGAGAGAAGGAGAGAGAACCAAUGAGAUGGAGAAGGAAGGUGGACGAAGGAAGAAUGGAGAAGGAAGAGGAGGAGAGGAAGAGGAUGAGUUGCAGGGAGAUGGAGGAAUCUGUGAGGAGGUGAGCAGCCUCAUUCCUGGCCUCGCUGUCGAACAGCCCAGCACCAUGCAACCACCCUCAAAUAUGACACCAUCUGCACAAGACGAUUGA
Molecule: messenger RNA, 1281 nt
Organism: Suillus discolor
Lineage: Eukaryota; Fungi; Basidiomycota; Agaricomycetes; Boletales; Suillaceae
Exons: 2
Coding region: 1-1281 (426 amino acids)
Source: RefSeq, a predicted model, not a curated record